UAAGUAAUUAGAAAAACAAUUGAGAAGAUACAAAAAUCAAGAAAUUAAAAACUUAAAAAUCAAACGUAUUCUUAACAGUAUUAUUAACACGUAACUAACCAACCCCCUGCAACGCUUAGUUCCAUUAAGUUUAUUGAUAACUUAAAACUUAUUAGGAAUAAAGAGAAAAUUUUAAAUAAAAAAUAAAGAUAGUAAACAAAUUCAUAUUAAAAAAUUCGAAGAACUAUUUGAAAAAAAAUUCAUACUUUAAAUCAUUUUUAUUAAAAAGAAAAACAAAAUGUCCUGCAUUUCAAGCAAUUUUAGUUCAUUCUUUUUAAACUCAUUAAAUGACCCUUCUGAAUUCGCUAAAUAUUUAAGCAAUGGCGAGUUAAAAUUUUCAAAUUUUGAGGAUAUACAAGUUAUUGGUUCACAACACCAUCAUCAACAACAACAACAUCAGCAGCAGCAACAACAACAACUGCAACAAAACGGCAAUAAUAUUGCGUUUUAUAAUAAUGGCGUAAACAGUGGUGUAAACAAUAACAAUGUAAAUAGUAGUAAUAGCAGCACUAACAGCAGAGUUGUAGUGUCGGAGCAUAGUGUAGGCGCAGUCACAGCAGGAGGUCAAAACAAUACAGAUAUAUAUAAUAAUGCCACACAUAUGGAAACCAAUAAUUAUGCACACCAAACGCAAGCAACGCCAGCGGCGCACCAUUCUCAACAACAGCAACAGCAAGUAGCACACCAACAACAUCACCACCCUGCCUCCCAACAGCAACAUUAUGUGCAUGGGCAUCCGCAACAAUCGUCAACCGCCAACUUUCAUCAUAAUCAACACAUAGCUGCGAACGGCAGCGUUACGCAUCAUAAUCUACCUAAUACUACAAAUCAGGCAAUACCUCAAGGUUUUAAUCCAGCUCAACGCUGGGCCAACAUGGCCAAUUCAAAUCACAGUCCAGCUGGUAUGCAACAACAACAACACAACAAUCAUGCAAUCACUUCAAAUCCUCAACAUCCUCAACAUCCUCAUCAAACGGCAAGUAAUGGCGCACAACAUUUUGAUGGUUCCUUUGAAUUCCUUAAGUAUUUACGUCACUCCAAUGACUACAGCGAAUCCUCAAAUGAUACAAAUUCCACAAAUACACCUGCAAACAAUACAAACCCAACCAUAAGUAAUCAACAUCAACAACAGUCAGCACUAAAUAAUAGCUUAAUUGAUCUGGAUAGCAGUACCACACAAAAAUCGCGUUCAUCACGCAAAGUAGCCGCAUUAUUGUCUUCCGUUUCUCGUGCAUCCAACAGUCUAGAUUCUUCAAACACAAUGGACGACGUUUUCGAUCAUGACUCCAAGCACACCAUUUUUGACUUACAUCACGUAACGAAUAGUUCAAAUUCAAAUGAAAUGGAAGUAUCGAACUUAGCUUUCCCCAAUUCGCACUUGAAUGCUUCCAAUUCGAACACUUCGUCAGAGGGCGCUGCUGCUGGCAGCAAUGAUUUUGCAAUUAUAAAUUCAGCGUCAAAUGCACCUAAACCAUUGGCUACCUUUGCAAUUAAGGAAAACUUUGAAGUACAUCCCUCUCAUAAAAUCGAAGAAGGCAUUUUCCAGCAUAUGAAUAAGUUGCCAUCAAAGAAAAAGGAGAACCUAAAGCAGUUGGGCGUGCGCUUCACCGGUCAAAUGAAUUUGUAUGAUAAAUCGAUAGUUGUGGAAAACUUUAUUAAAUUUUGCCAAGAGUAUGACAUCAAGGAUCAUCGACCAUUUCUUUCUCUUAAUCAAAGUGGCCUAAACAAACCGGAACAAAUAAAAUUCGCUCGCUACCUAGGACAAGGCUUACCAACAUUUACACUAUUUUGCAUUUACAGUAAUUUUAAAAAUUUAUUUUGCACAAAACGUACAGAAAUUUAUACGAAAGAUGGCUAUAAUUUGCCUUAUAUACUUGACAAAACGAAGCGCUUCCUAGCAAAUACUACAGCCGAUUUGAAAAAUAUGGUACAUCAGCAAUCAAAUGAUGGCUUAGAUUUUGCAUCAAUGAGUAAUACUAGUCUAGCCAAUAUAGAUCAGCUGCCAAAAUGUGUUAUUAUGCCAAGACCUUUGGAUAAUUUGGUGAUUUAUGAAAACUUUGAUGUGCAUGAAACACAUAGGGUUGAGGAUGGGGUGUGUACACAUAUAACACGACUACCGCCUAAAAAGCAGGAGCUCUUUAAACAGUUCGGUAUUCAAAACAAUCAAACCGUAACGUAUUAUGAAAAGUACAUAAUCAUCGAGAACUUCAUCAAAUUCUGCAAUGAAUAUAAGAUAUCCGAUCAUAGACCCUUUUUGGACUUCCAUGAGAGUGGCUUUCCCAAAUGUGAACAACUUAAAUUUGUACGGUACUUGGGACAGGGAUUACCCAAUUUAACAUUAAACAAAAUUUACUUGACCUUCAAGGAUGUGCUUGGGUUAAAUCGCAUUGAAAAAAUUACUGUGGAUGGUUAUAAUUUGGACGUUAUUUUGAAGAAAAAAAAGAAGAAUAUUUAUAAUCGCAUGCAUGCUACAGUUCAUAAAGAGAGCACGGAAGCUGCAAGGCAAGGACAUCAAAUGUUCUCCACUUAACAAUAGCGUUCUUUAAAAAAGAGAACUCUAACUGAUAGCGGAAAUCAGUGCAUAACUGCCUGGUAUUCUAGUUUUGUUAAUUAUUUUGUUUCCAUAGGUUUUGGAUUAUGUUAUCUGGUGAAAGAAAAAUUUAAUGUAAGAGAAAAUUAUCUGGAAUUGGACCAGAAACUGUUGUGUCUUCGAAAAAUCAAGCAAAACAUUAUAUGCUAACAAUAAGUGCUAAAUUUAAAAAACAAAAUUAUCAAAUAAAUAAUAUUAAUUUAAAAGGAAACAAAUACAAAAAAUAUUUAAAUGCAUAUUUUUUAAGCAUACAAAGGA
Molecule: messenger RNA, 2887 nt
Organism: Teleopsis dalmanni
Lineage: Eukaryota; Metazoa; Arthropoda; Insecta; Diptera; Diopsidae
Product: GATA zinc finger domain-containing protein 14
Exons: 7
Coding region: 278-2569 (763 amino acids)
Source: RefSeq, a predicted model, not a curated record